This is a messenger RNA of Stegastes partitus (bicolor damselfish), 1758 nucleotides long. RefSeq names its product ELAV-like protein 1. The transcript has 8 exons. Lineage: Eukaryota; Metazoa; Chordata; Actinopteri; Pomacentridae. Gene Ontology annotation, cellular component: ribonucleoprotein complex. Gene Ontology annotation, molecular function: RNA binding. The record is from RefSeq and is a predicted model, not a curated record. The coding region runs from base 152 to 1231 and encodes 359 amino acids.
CGAGAGUUAGUUUCUUUGUGUGAAGUAGCUAACGUGCCCGCUUAGCUUAGCAUCAACUCAACGUCCGUCCGCGGCUCGAUACAGCACAGAAUCCAGACCGAGUCCCCUGAGCAGCUACCUGUACAGACGCAGCGAUCCACCAAACGUCUCCAUGGCACUAAGACGAGGACACAUCAGGUACCUGAAGGUGUGCGAGGUUCAGUCGUCUCAGAGUGACGUCAGAGACGGACAGCUCGUUGCCAAAGGAGCCUCUGGGAAGGAGCUGUACGACAACGGCUACAGCGAGCAGAUGAUGGAGGACGAAGACGCUCGGACCAACCUGAUCGUCAACUACCUGCCGCAGAGCAUGAGCCAGGACGAGCUGCGCAGCCUGUUCAGCAGCGUCGGAGAUGUCGAGUCGGCCAAACUCAUCAGGGACAAAGUGGCAGGCCACAGUUUAGGUUACGGCUUUGUUAACUUUGUUAACCCUAGUGAUGCAGAGAGGGCUAUCAGUACCCUCAAUGGCCUGAGGCUACAGUCUAAAACUAUCAAGGUUUCGUACGCUCGGCCGAGUUCGGACACCAUCAAAGACGCCAACCUGUACAUCAGCGGCCUGCCGAGGACGCUGAGCCAGCAGGACCUGGAGGACAUGUUCGCCCACUAUGGACACAUCAUCAACUCCAGGGUUCUGGUGGACCAGGCCUCCGGUCUGUCUCGGGGCGUGGCCUUCAUUCGCUUCGAUAAGCGCGCCGAGGCCGAAGACGCCGUCAAACACCUGAACGGACACACGCCCCCUGGCAGCUCUGAGCCAAUCACGGUCAAGUUCGCCGCCAACCCCAACCAGGCCAGGAACUCCCAGAUGAUGUCACAGAUGUACCACGGCCAAUCACGACGCUUCGGAGGCCCCGUCCACCAUCAGGCGCAGAGGUUCAGGUUUUCUCCAAUGAGCGUCGACCACAUGGGUGGAGGAGGCGGAGUCUCGGGGAACGCGUCCUCCGGUUGGUGCAUCUUCAUCUACAAUCUGGGCCAGGACGCCGAUGAGGCCAUCCUGUGGCAGAUGUUCGGGCCGUUCGGCGCCGUCGUCAACGUGAAGGUGAUCCGAGACUUCAACACCAACAAGUGCAAAGGCUUCGGUUUCGUCACCAUGACGAACUACGAGGAGGCUGCCAUGGCGAUCCACAGCCUGAAUGGGUACCGACUGGGCGACAAGGUGCUCCAGGUUUCCUUCAAGACCAGCAAGGGACACAAGUAGAGGGCGCAGUGGGCGGAGUCAGCGGGGCGGGGGGGUGGGGCACUGAAAUAUCGUAGUUUAUGUUUUCGUCAGUUUUCAGUUGAAGUUGAUUUUCUUUUGAGCAUGCUCAGUUCCUUUAUGACGUCGGCUCGUGGUUCUGAAUGUUCGGACAUUGGUCCACGAUGGCGGGCUGACGGAUGAUUGACAGCUGCUGAAACAGGUUUUGCUGCAUCAAACAGAACCCGCUCCGAGGUUCUGAUGUUGGGUUUGUGUUUUGUGGAAUGUUAAAGUGAAGAGUUUGGUUCUGCAGAUGUUCACAGCUGCAGUCUGUUAGAUGAUUUAACGGUUUAUUAAUGAAAAUGUGAAAAGCAGACGUGUCAGCUGUCUGGGCCAAUAAGCAGUCAGGAGGCGGGGCUCCUGCUCUCCUGUAAACAGCAGCAGGUGAACAGGUAACUGUGACCUUUUUCAUUUGGAUUUUAUUUUUGUAUUGCAGCUUCAUUGUGGUGUUGGAUUGUUUAUUCAGUAAUAAAUCUGUUCACGGAAAAUUG